GCUGCAAGGUAAACGUCAAAGAAUAGUACAAUUGAUUUCCCAUGACAGACUAUAUAGUUCUGACCAACCCAGGACAGCGGGCUGCGUGUUUUCAGUUCCUUCGGCUGUGGGUACAGGGAUGGUAGCCCUUGUUUACUAGGUUAUUUGAUGUUUUGCAGAAGAUUAGAAGACGACGAAGACACAAUGAGACCUGGAUUGUAUCCAACAGCAGAAUAUUUUGUUCUUAUAUACAAAUAUGCAGUGUAUGCACAUCUUAUUUUCAAAAUGAAAGCAAAACCCAUGUGAAAAUGGGAGAUUGGAACUUUCUGGGAGGGAUAUUGGAGGAAGUCCAUAUUCACUCAACCAUGGUCGGGAAGAUCUGGCUGACCAUCCUGUUUAUCUUCCGGAUGCUGGUCUUGGGCGUGGCUGCGGAGGACGUGUGGAACGACGAGCAGGCCGACUUCAUCUGCAACACAGAGCAGCCGGGGUGCCGCAAUGUGUGCUAUGACUGGGCCUUCCCCAUCUCACUCAUACGAUACUGGGUCCUCCAGGUCAUCUUCGUCUCCUCGCCCUCCCUAGUUUACAUGGGCCACGCGAUAUACCAGCUGAGAGUUCUGGAGAAGACACGCCACACUAAGAAGGCGGCGUUGCGUCGCGAGCUGGAGGCUGUAGAUGCAGAGAUGGUUGAGGUGCGGAGACGCAUCGAGAGGGAGAUGAGACAACUGGAUCUGGGCAAACUCAACAAGGCCCCGCUGAGAGGUCCCCUGCUGCGCACCUACGUCGCCCACAUUGUCACCCGCUCUGUAGUGGAGGUGUUUUUCAUGUCGGUCCAGUACCUCCUCUACGGCCACCGCCUUAACCCUCUAUUUAAGUGUGAGAGGGAGCCCUGCCCGAACGUGGUGGACUGCUUCAUCUCCAGGCCCACGGAGAAGACCAUCUUCAUGAUGUUCAUGCAGGGAAUUGCUGCCGUUUCCCUGUUCCUCAGCCUCUUGGAGAUCAUGCACCUGAGCUACAAGAAGCUGAAGAAAGUCAUCCUUGACUACUAUCCACAUCUCAAGGACGACCUGGAUGACUACUAUGUCAGCAAAUCCAAAAGAAACUCUGCUGUGCAACAGGUUUACAUCGGAGGCACCUCCGCCAGCCGCAAGCCCACUAUCCCUACGGCACCAAGCGGGUACACACUCCUACUGGAGAAGCAGGGCAACGGACCCACGUAUCCCGUUCUCAGCGCCUCCUCCGCUUUUGUUCCCAUUCAGGGGGACCCAGGUGUCCAGCCAGGCUCAGACAGCCACUGUACAGACAGUAAGGAGGGAGAGCUGCCAAGUCCUUCUGGGCACAACAGCAACUCAAACAACACCAGCAGUGAGACGACCCACUCUCCCACCGUGGACAAGCAGGAUGAGCCGGAGGAGCUUGUCGUCCACCCUCUGCCCCAUCCCGCGGAUCGUUUCGCCCGCCACACAGACCGUGUCCUCCACCACGUGGGCUUCAAGUCAAGGGGCUCCGAGUAUCCCACACUUCCCGUGGCAGAUGCCUCUUCCUGCCCUAGCCUUUCGGUCAUCGCACGGAAACCGCGGAGGGUGAGUGCACCCUGGAACUGUUCCACAGUGGUGGAGGGGAACGUCUCAGACAGUGGGGACUCCUACCCCGGGACCAUAAGCAUGAAGCCACGCUGUAGCUUCACUGCCAGUCGAGCCAGGGCCUACUCUAAGCCAGACCUCAAGAGACCGAGCAGGCCCCAGACCCCGGAUUCAAUAGGAGAGCUAAGCUCAGAGUCUCGGCACAGCCAUGAUGGCGAAAGCCCUCCUAUCUGCUCUCCCAACCGCCGAAUGUCAUUAGCCAGUAGCGCAAGCAGCAGGCAUGCUCCAGGCGACCUGCAGAUCUAAUCAUUAUUUAACUUAUCAUCAUGUCACAAGAAACUGAGUAAGGUUACCUUUCAGGGCAUACUUUGCAAACACUGUUUUUAAAUAGACUUUUUCAGUUCUUGAGAUAAUGAUGUACACAGUAUGUAUGUUGAAAUGAACCAAGGCAGCAACGCUUUUUAUUAGAGGUUGUUUAACACACCAUGAUUGCACCUGUUAUUAAAAGACUAGAAGCCAAGCAGAACUGAAAUAUGUUUAUUUUUAUGUUUUAAAAUAUGAAAAAAUAAAUAACAAGAUUUCCUAAUUUUAAUCGUUGUGGUAACAUACUUUUUGAAAAAGCGAAAUAAUCAAGUAGUUUUAAUUUUCCCGGUUAAAAUUGGUCACUGGAUUUUGCCAGCAACAUAGCAACAAAAUAUACUGCAGUGUCAACUGUAAUUGAACACACUAUUAUCAAUAAUACUACCAUUACUACAAUUAUCAACACGCGUCCUACAAUGUAGACUUUGACUUAGGAGUUAUAAAACAGUUACAUAAUACUUUCAAUUUGUUAGUUUUUCAGGUCAGUUCACUGCAGAUGUCCUCCAUCCUGAAAAAGCAUUGAUAUUGCUGUGGCCCCCAAAGCCCACUGUUCAUUUGAAUGUGAAAUAGGCAUAUUUAUGAGGCUGUGGAAGGGGAUUGAUUUUGGAUCGAGGCCUAAUGCUUUUAUAUGUAUUUCAAUGAUUUGUUGCCACAAUUGCUUUAUAAACUACAAAUACAUUAGUAAAUACUAAAGAAAUCCAGAUAUUUAACAAAUCGUUCCCUAGGAUAUGGCUACCUCUAACAGCAAAAGCACAAACAACUUUAAACCAAUCACAGGUUAAAAUGUACUGUCUGAUAUCAAAAUAAUGUUAAUGUUAACUUGAGUAUAACAAUCUUUAGUGUGCAUUCCUGUCCCUGUAGUUCAUGUGCCAAAAAAAGUGUAAAGGACUGAAAUAUUAAGGAUUGGUAGGGGAACUUCUCAGAUGUUGAGAAUGAAUGUAAUAAAUGCAUCAACCAAAAUUAAUUUGCAUAAAAGAUAUUUGGUGCAAAUAGGUAUUUAUUGACUCAUAAAUUGGACAAUGGAUGAUGCUUUAUGAGGACUUGUACAAAACAAAAAUACAUUGCCUUUGCAAUUCAAGAUUAUUCUAUUAUUGUUUAAUACUUGACUAUAAAGAAAUAAACAGAUUUACAUUAUGCGCCACUUCCAAAACAGUGGGAAAAAAAUACUAUUAUACCAACUACUCUACUCGGGCGCUCCAUCCACAGGCUCUGGUUCAUACUGCUGAAGCUGUAAAAGAAGGUAUAGAAAAUUCAGGUACAGUGCCUAUAGAAAUUCUACUCCCCCUUUAACUUAUCCACAUUUUGUCCUCAGGGCCUCAGAACUUCAUGUUUACAUUAGGAUUACUCUUAUGCAAAUACCAUACCAUAAUCCACAAUUCUGUAUUUUUGUGAAAUUAAAUUUUACAAUAAAAAUACAAAACUGAAAUAUGAUAAUUGAAAGUCUUAACAACCUUAUGGGAUUCAAGAUGGGUUUUCUUGAGUAAAGCAGAAUUGUGAAGUGCUUGGGAUGUUGUUGUCACAUGCACACUUUGACCAGUCCAGCCGUUAAAGCUGGUAACUCCGUCAAAGUUGUCAUUGGCCUUGUAGUAGCCUUUUUGAUCAGUGUUUUACCUGCUCAGACAUCCAGUUGGAAAUACUAAUCUAGUUGAGGUCUUGGUGGUGCCAUACACCAUCCACUCCUUAAUAAUCACCUUAACUGAGCUUCAAUAGAUAUUCAAGACCACUGAAAUGUUUUUAUACCCAUCCAGUGAUCAGUGUCUUCCCACAACUUUGUCCCUCAGUUUUUUUGAAAGCUCCUAGGUGCACAUGGUUGAGGACUUGAUUUGCAAAUCACAACCCGACUGAGGGAUCUUACA
Esox lucius (northern pike) is the source of this 3775-nucleotide messenger RNA. Its product is annotated as gap junction alpha-9 protein-like. The coding region runs from base 288 to 1865 and encodes 525 amino acids. The record is from RefSeq and is a predicted model, not a curated record. The transcript is spliced from 2 exons. Gene Ontology annotation, cellular component: connexin complex. Gene Ontology annotation, biological process: cell communication. NCBI's taxonomy places the organism in Eukaryota, Metazoa, Chordata, Actinopteri, Esociformes, Esocidae.